This is a messenger RNA of Pyrenophora tritici-repentis Pt-1C-BFP, 979 nucleotides long. RefSeq names its product FabG, Dehydrogenase with different specificities (related to short-chain alcohol dehydrogenase). Gene Ontology annotation, molecular function: oxidoreductase activity. The record is from RefSeq and is a predicted model, not a curated record. Lineage: Eukaryota; Fungi; Ascomycota; Dothideomycetes; Pleosporales; Pleosporaceae.
AUCUUGAAGUCUCAGGCGUCAUUUGUAACGCGCAAUUUUGUAUAAAUUUACCCCGGGCGAAUUGUUCGGCCCCCGGAAAUUAUUAAAAAGUCAAUUGUUUCAAAUUAUGUCUGCCUCGAAGCGUGUUGACCAGAUUGCAGGCCACCUCAACUACCCCAAGGGUAUGUUGGCUGGCCAAACUGCAAUCAUCACUGGUUCGGGCCAGGGAAUUGGAGCAGAGGCUGCAAGGCUGUUUGCAAAGGAGGGCGCAAAGGUCGUGGUUGCGGAUAUAGAUGCUAAAAAGGCAGAGGCCGUAGUCGCUGGAAUCAAGGAAGCCGGUGGCAGCGCAAUUGCUGUAGUGGGCGACGUGCUCGACGAUGCCUACAUCAAGACACUCAUUGAGAAAGCGGCAGAGUUCGGCGGUGGCAAGAUUCACAUGAUUGUCAACAAUGCUGGAUACACAUGGGAUGGUGUUAUACACAAGAUGACGGACAAGCAAUGGCAGACCAUCGUCGACUUGCACACAACCGCACCAUUCAAGAUUGUAAGAGCUGCGGCGCCAUACUUUAGGGUCAAAGACGGCGAGCCCAGGAACAUCAUCAACAUCUCGAGUACGAGCGGCGUCAAUGGAAAUGCUGGGCAGAUCAACUAUGCAAUGGCAAAGGCCGGUGUAACGGGUAUGACUAAGACCAUUGCCAAAGAAUGGGGUCCUCAAUUCGGCGUCCGCGCAAACACGGUGGCUUUCGGACACAUUAUGACGCGCUUGACGGCAGCAAAGGAGGAAGGCGCUUUUGUCACGACACCCGAUGGUGAAAAGGUAGCGCUGGGUAUACCAUCGAAGCAGAGCGCGGCACCGCCGGGUCAGGAGCACUUGGACAUUCCCUUGAGAAGGCCGGGUUCCGCAACGGAGGCAGCGAGUGCAGUGUUGGCUGUUGCGAGUCCGUUGUUUAGCUAUGUGAAUGGGGAGACGAUCAAGGUUACUGGCGGGAGGAAUAUGUAG